AUGGCUGUCGCUGUGUCAAUGUUUCGUUGGAUAGAUUUACUUGAAAAAGAGUUUGACAAGGCUUUCGUAGAUCUUGACCUACUUCUGGGCGAGAUAGAUCCCGACCAGAGUGAAAUAACGUAUGAUGGUCGGCAAAGAAUGACUUCCCUGUCGUCCGUUUUCGCCCAGAUGGUCCACAAGGCACAAGCUAUAUUUCAAGCAAAUGCCAAGUUGGAGGCUGAGUUAGUAUCAAUGAGACAUGAUAUCACAGAGGAACAUGCAGCCAGAGAGGUCUUGGAGAAGGAGGUCUCCAGUUUAUUGGUCCAGUUACAUAGAGUCCAGUUACAAUUACAUUCAAACUCUGAGACAACUGACUCUGAAAGUAUCCGAGAGAAACUGGAAAGUGAAUUAAAUAAACACAAGAAGGAUUUAAUGAAAGAGGCGAGAAUUGCAGCAAUGCUUAAACAGUAUGAAAAAGAAAAUAUUGAAUUAAGGAAUCACAUAUUUAGUUUGCAAGGAGAGGUCUAUGGAGCCAGACUGGCUGCUAAAUAUCUUGAUAAAGAGUUGGCUGGCAGGAUACAACAAAUCCAGCUUCUAGGACGGGAUUUACGUGGUGAGGAACACAAUACUUUAUGGAAUCAAAUCGAAGCCGAGAUUCACCUUCACCGCCACAAGACCGUUAUCCGAGCUUGUCGCGGGAGAAAGAACCCGUUUAAAAAGACACCUGCCCCCCCUGCAAUCUCCGAACCAGAGGAAGGAGACACUGAGGCGAAGGCUCGUAGACGGAGGGGAAUUGGUGACACGCGGACUGUAAUGAUAGCGAAGAACAAAAACGAAGGCCUGGGUAUUUCAAUUACCGGUGGUAAGGAGCAUGGCGUUCCGAUCUUAAUCUCGGAAAUACACGCCGGGCUGCCGGCGGAGAGAUGCCAGGGUCUGUACGUUGGUGACGCAAUCCUCUCCUGCAAUGGCAUCGAUCUUCAGGAAGCCAAACAUUCCGAGGCAGUCAAGGUAUUGUCCUCGUUGCAUGGGGAGAUAGUCAUGGAGGUUCUCUAUGUAGCUCCUGAUGAUUCCAGCGAUGAAGACGAAACAGAUUGGGAGAAGAAAGAUGAGAAAAGAUUUAGUUCUCUGGGUCGUGUUGAAGAUCCCAAGGAACUCGCGAACGGCGAGGUCCACUUCACUAACUCGACGAGAGAGUCCGUUCGGUUUAAGAAUGCCGACGAACGUGUUAAAGAAACGACGAGUGCUCAGGAAAACAGGCAAGAGAUGAAGCUACCCAUCGACACGGCUCUGCGCACGAAACAGUUGCCAAAACUGAACAGGUCUAUCCCGGGGUUGGCCGUGGAUCUUCGCUCGCCAAAAGCACACAACUCACAGCGCGAAUCACAUGAACAUUCAGGUACACGUAAGGAUCUUCUAAGUCCUACCUCUAGUACACAGACUCAGUCACCGGACUCGCUAUCCCCGCGUUCCCCGCUAUCCCCUGUUACCCCUGAUCACCCUGACAACACAGCCAGGUGACGCAAACGGUGCGGAUAUCGUAAUACGCGUGCGGUGUGCAUUGACCUUGAAUAAUCUGGACUUUUGACGCAAAGAGGUCUGACUUUAAAUCGCAAGUUAGUUGAGUUAGUUGAGCUAUGCAAUAGAACAUUUGAAAUAGUUAAUUUAUGACGAUUGCAAAAUAAGCGUAUUUUGAAUAGAAUUCAGCGUUUAAAUCGCGCCAAUUUACCUCAUUAAUUGGAGUAGAAAAUAUGCAUGUUUUGACUAACUUUGUCUUAGCAAAAAAAGUAGCAUCUACGAAAGAUUACAAAUCUGCGCUAUUUUGCACAAUACAUUUGGCAAAGGUCUGAUUCGACUGUAUCGUAAUGUUGGAGUAUUUCUGUUGUGCAGAAUACAGACUCACUCAGUAUCCUCAAUUAUUAGUUUUAUAUUUUCCUCCUAAAAAUACAUAUGUCUAUCUAUUUAUGAUAUACGGCUCGGGUUAUUAUCGCCAUGUGGGGCUGGUCGA
Molecule: messenger RNA, 1984 nt
Organism: Dendronephthya gigantea
Lineage: Eukaryota; Metazoa; Cnidaria; Anthozoa; Malacalcyonacea; Nephtheidae
Product: Golgi-associated PDZ and coiled-coil motif-containing protein-like
Exons: 7
Coding region: 1-1497 (498 amino acids)
Biological process (GO): negative regulation of protein localization to cell surface
Cellular component (GO): Golgi apparatus; trans-Golgi network transport vesicle; membrane
Molecular function (GO): transmembrane transporter binding
Source: RefSeq, a predicted model, not a curated record